Aquila chrysaetos chrysaetos is the source of this 975-nucleotide messenger RNA. RefSeq names its product olfactory receptor 14C36-like. Gene Ontology annotation, cellular component: membrane. The coding region runs from base 16 to 975 and encodes 319 amino acids. Gene Ontology annotation, molecular function: G protein-coupled receptor activity; olfactory receptor activity. Lineage: Eukaryota; Metazoa; Chordata; Aves; Accipitriformes; Accipitridae. The record is from RefSeq and is a predicted model, not a curated record. The transcript has a single exon. Gene Ontology annotation, biological process: G protein-coupled receptor signaling pathway.
GUCCAGAAGGACCAAAUGCCCAACAGCAGCUCCAUCACCCAGUUCCUCCUCCUGGAGUUUGCAGACACGCGGGAGCUGCAGCUCUUGCACUUCUGGCUCUUCCUGGGCAUCUACCUGGCUGCCCUCCUGGGCAACGGCCUCAUCAUCAUCGCUGUAGCCUGCGACCGGCACCUCCACACCCCCAUGUACUUCUUCCUCCUCAACCUCUCCCUCCUCGACCUGGGCUCCAUCUCCACCACUGUCCCCAAAUCCAUGGCCAACUCCCUCUGGGACACCAGGGAUAUUUCCUACUAUGGAUGUGCUGCCCAGGUCUCUACGUUUGUCUUGUUUGUCACAGGAGAGUUUUAUCUCCUCACUGUCAUGGCCUAUGACCGCUACGUUGCCAUCUGCAAACCCCUGCACUACGGGACCCUCCUGGGCAGCAGAGCUUGUGCCAACAUGGCAGCAGCCGCCUGGGGUGGUGGUUUCCUCAGUGCUGUGGGGCACACUGCCAAUACAUUUUCACUGCCACUCUGCCAAGGCAAUACCAUAGACCAGUUCUUCUGUGAACUUCCCCAGAUCCUCAAGCUCUCCUGCUCAGACUCCUACCUCAGGGAAGUUGGGCUUCUUGUGUUUUGUCUUUGUUCAGGUAUUGGGUGUUUUGUUUUCAUUGUGCUGUCCUACGUGCAGAUCUUCAGGGCUGUGCUGAGGAUCCCCUCUGAGCAGGGACGCCACAAAGCCUUUUCCACAUGCCUGCCUCACCUGGCCGUGGUCUCCCUGUUUCUCAGCACUGUCCUGUUUGCCUACCUGAAGCCCACUUCCACCUCUUCACCAUCUUUGAAUCUGGUCAUGGCAGUUCUGUACUCGGUGGUGCCCCCAGCAUUGAACCCCCUCAUCUACAGCAUGAGGAACCAGGAGAUCAAGGAUGCCAUUAGGAAAACUAUUUUAUGGACAUUUUUCUGUAGUCAUAAAGUUCCCAUCACUCUCCACAAAUGA